This is a messenger RNA of Microthlaspi erraticum, 1302 nucleotides long. The record is from the annotation of a GenBank genome assembly. Lineage: Eukaryota; Viridiplantae; Streptophyta; Magnoliopsida; Brassicales; Brassicaceae.
AUGCAAGCCGUUUCGCCAGCGUUCUCUUGCAAUCUCAAAUCGGUAGUUCAACCGAAUCUAACGGCUAAAAACGCUCGUUUCUCUCACGCAAAUGGAAAGCGCGUGACUGUUAGUUGCAGCUACAGGUCUGAUUCGUUUAGCUUCCCCAACGGUGUUGGCUCGAGCCGAGCCGAUUGGCAAAGCUCAUGCGCCAUCUUAGCUAGCAAAGUAGCUUCGGCUGAGAAUUCCAGCUCCAUCACCGGCGGUUUAGCCGAUCAAGUCGCUGCCGUUAACGGACACAGUAACGGCUCCGUCGAUCUAAGCAUCGUUCCUUCUUCGGAGACGAGAAACGGGAAGCAGGGAUUGGUUCAGCCGUUGACGAUUACAGAUCUCUCGCCGGCGCCGUCGCACGGAUCUACACUCCGUGUGGCCUACCAAGGAGUUCCCGGCGCGUAUUCCGAAGCUGCCGCCGGAAAAGCUUACCCGAAUUCUGAAGCCAUUCCGUGUGACCAAUUCGACGUUGCAUUUCAGGCCGUGGAGCUCUGGAUCGCCGAUCGUGCUGUCCUCCCUGUUGAGAAUUCUCUCGGUGGUUCGAUUCACAGAAAUUACGAUCUCCUCCUCCGUCACCGUCUCCACAUCGUCGGCGAGGUUCAGAUCCCGGUCCACCACUGCCUCCUUGCUCUCCCCGGAGUCCGUACAGAUUGCAUCACUCGCGUGAUUUCCCAUCCCCAGGCGCUGGCUCAGGCGGAGGGAUCGCUCAACAAACUCACUCCCAGAGCCGCGAUCGAAGCGUUUCACGACACCGCCGCAGCCGCAGAAUACAUCGCCACGCACAACCUCCACGACACGGCGGCUGUAGCCAGCGCAAGAGCAGCCGAGCUCUACGGACUCCAGAUUCUCGCCGACGGGAUCCAAGACGACGCAGGGAACGUCACGCGAUUCCUGAUGCUUGCGCGUGAUCCGAUCAUCCCUCGAACGGAUCGUCCCUUCAAAACCAGCAUCGUCUUCGCAGCUCAGGAACACAAAGGAACCAGCGUCCUCUUCAAAGUGCUCUCCGCGUUUGCGUUUCGAAACAUCAGCCUGACGAAAAUCGAAUCGCGGCCGCACCAAAACUGCCCGGUCAGAGUCGUUGGCGACGGAAGCGUCGGGACGUCUAAGCACUUCGAGUACACAUUCUACGUUGAUUUCGAAGCCUCGAUGGCGGAGGCGCGUGCCCAAAACGCGCUCGCGGAGGUUCAGGAGUACACGUCAUUCCUCAGGGUGCUGGGAAGUUACCCAAUGGAUAUGACGCCAUGGUCCACGUUGCCUAGCGAAGACGUAUGA